AUGAUCGGUGGACUUUUUGGACUGUUCUCAAUACUUCUAAUACCAUAUGUUGCUGGAAAGGAUAAAGAUCCGGAAAUGCAUAUGACAACACCACAAAUUGCAAUGAGAUGGGGUUAUCCAGCAAUGAUUUAUACUGUAGAAACAGAAGAUGGAUAUAUUUUGGAGAUGCAUCGAAUUCCUUAUGGCAGAAGUGAGUUUUGCCAAAAGGUUUCACAACAAACAGAAAAUAAAUAAAUGUAUUAUUAUUAGCUUGACUUAUAUCUAAAACUUCAGCUAAUGUCACAUGGCCAAAUGGAAAACGCCCAGUUAUUUUUAUGCAACACGGAUUACUUGCUUGCAGUAGUGAUUGGGUUAUGAAUUUGCCUGAUCAAAGUGCCGCAUUUAUUUUUGCCGAUGCUGGAUUUGAUGUUUGGAUGGGAAAUAUGCGUGGAAACACAUACAGUAUGAAACAUAAAGAUUUGAAACCAUCACAUUCAGCAUUUUGGAAAUGGAGUUGGGAUGAAAUGGUACAAUAUGAUUUGGAUGCGAUGAUAAAUCAUGUUUUACAAGUUACCGGACAAGAAAAUCUCUAUUAUAUGGGACAUUCACAAGGAACUCUUACUAUGUUCUCUCAUUUGUCCAAAGAUACUGAUGGAAGCUUUGUAAAGAAAGUAAAAAAGUUUUUCGCAUUGGCGCCUGUUGGAUCAGUCAAACAUAUCAAAGGUUUCCUAUCAUUUUUCGCUCAUUACUUCGAUCUUGAAUUCGAUGGCUGGUUUGAUAUUUUCGGAGCUGGCGAGUUUCUUCCAAAUAGUUGGGCUAUCAAAUUAGCAGCAAAAGAUAUUUGUGGUGGACUGAAAAUCGAAUCAGAUCUUUGUGACAACAUUCUUUUCCUUAUCGCAGGCCCAGAAAGUAAUCAAUGGAAUACGGUACAUUUCAACAAAAAUUAAGAAUAGAAAGAGAAAAAUGAUAUUACAGACAAGAAUGCCGAUUUAUAUCGCUCAUGAUCCAGCAGCAACAUCAACACAGAAUAUUGUUCACUGGAUGCAAAUGGUCAAUCAUGGCGGAGUGCCCGCCUAUAAUUGGGGAACGAAAGAGAAUAAGAAAAAGUACGGUCAAGUGAGUGAUAGAAAUAAGAAAAUUGUAAUUAAUCAUUAUGUUGUACUAUGAGUAGGCCAAUCCACCGGAAUACGAUUUCACAGCCAUCAAAAAGCCAGCGCAAAUUUAUUUGUAUUGGAGUGAUGCUGAUUGGUUGGCUGACAAAGAGGAUGUAACAAAUUAUUUGUUGACCAGAUUGGAUCCAAGUGUUGUUGUGGUAAAAUGAAAAGGUUGUUAGGCACUUUCUAAAAAUAAUACUUCAGCAAAACGUCCAUCUACCUGAAUACAAUCAUCUUGAUUUUACUUGGGGACUUCGCGCGCCAAACGAUAUCUACCAUCCAAUCGUCGAAAUUUGUACAAAAGAUUAUCUCGGCGAAACAUAA
Caenorhabditis angaria is the source of this 1457-nucleotide messenger RNA. Lineage: Eukaryota; Metazoa; Nematoda; Chromadorea; Rhabditida; Rhabditidae. The record is from the annotation of a GenBank genome assembly.